CUGGAGAACACCGCCGCAUGUUGUCUGGAAGCGGAAGGGGCGUUUCGGACACUUCGGGGCAAAGAACCGGGCCGCGUAUAAAACCGCAGGGCGUCGUGUGUUUUCGGGGUGCCUUUGAGCUUGACAGGCUGCGACAAGAUCGAGGGGGAGAGGGAGAGAGAGAGAAGAGUAGGGGGGCGAAGCGAAUUCCGAUACGUCUUCCGGAGACCCUUUUCUCUUGCUGCAAAAUUGAAGUUUUUUCGUGCUUUUUGGAUCGGUAGCGGCUGAAUAAUGGCUUCGGACCGAAAGCUCUUUGCAUUCGAGGAGGUCGAGAAGCACGACAAAACCAAGGAUUGCUGGCUUAUUAUUGCGGGGAAGGUAUAUGAUGUAACGCCAUUUAUGGAUGAUCAUCCUGGAGGAGAUGAAGUUUUGCUAUCUGCUACUGGAAAAGAUGCAACGAAUGACUUCGAAGAUGUUGGCCACAGCGAUUCAGCUAGAGAAAUGAUGGAUAAGUACUAUAUUGGUGAGAUUGAUGUAUCAACUGUUCCGGCCAAGCGCACUUACAUCCCCCCGCAGCAACCCAAUUACAAUCAGGACAAGACUACGGAAUUUAUUAUCAAGAUUUUGCAAUUUCUCGUUCCUCUUCUGAUCUUGGGCUUAGCAUUUGUCGUGCGGCACUACACAAAGAAAGAGUAGGACUGGGAACUACUGCUUGGAGAUACCCCCUCACAUGAGGAGUGAACUGUUUGUCUUGCAUUAUCUUUACUAGUUUGAAGAAUUAUAGCCGAGAAUCAUAAUUUGGGGUUCUGUAACAGCAGUCAGUUUGUUGUCGAGACCCAAAUGUCAUUGGUGAGCCCCCAUUGCUGUUGUCGGAACGACUUCUCUCUCUUUCCCUAUCUCUCAACCCGAUGUUCUGUUUCAGUUU
Molecule: messenger RNA, 904 nt
Organism: Syzygium oleosum
Lineage: Eukaryota; Viridiplantae; Streptophyta; Magnoliopsida; Myrtales; Myrtaceae
Product: cytochrome b5
Exons: 4
Coding region: 271-675 (134 amino acids)
Cellular component (GO): membrane; intracellular membrane-bounded organelle
Molecular function (GO): heme binding
Source: RefSeq, a predicted model, not a curated record